This is a messenger RNA of Vespa mandarinia (Asian giant hornet), 7426 nucleotides long. Its product is annotated as nephrin. Lineage: Eukaryota; Metazoa; Arthropoda; Insecta; Hymenoptera; Vespidae. The record is from RefSeq and is a predicted model, not a curated record. Gene Ontology annotation, molecular function: protein binding.
GUCGCCGCGCUGGGAGUGUAUGGUUUUUCGUGCUGCGAAAAUUUGCAUCCGAAUGAAUACGAAUGAAUAGAGAUACAAAGACGAAGAUAAGGGAAUAAAAAAUAAAAAAAAAAAAAUAGAUUACCGUUGAAUAGUGCAAAUUCUAUAAAAGUAUCAGGAAUCGAUGCUUCUAUUCGAUUUGAAAAAAUUAAUAGAAGAUAGUGUCGCAUUGAAAAAAAAAUUUUAAAAGAAAAUCUCAUGUAUUUUUCACUAGCUUCCUAUCUUAUUUUUCUAAUCUCACUUUCUUGUGUAACAUACGUAUAGAUCUUCGUCCUCGUUCAAAAGGGAUCGUCGAAGGAUUCGUUAGCUUGUCGGGUGGAUCCUUGAGAGGUCGCGAAGUGGUAGCGAUUAGGCGGUGACGUCUUUGGGACCAGUCACGUCUUUCUUAAUCCUGCAGUUGCCUUCCCAUCAGGGAUGACGGUUUUCGGUGAAUAAUGUACUUAACAGUCGAUCAUAACGGUCGAACGAGGGGGUAGCCACGGUGGAAGGAAUAGCUUGUGAAGAAAAGGCAAAGAUAAAGAGGAUAGUAGAGCGAAAAAAGGAGAGAAAUAAUAAUUGUUAUGGACACCGACGUAACGUACGAGCGAGUUCGUAUCGUUCGAGGAGGCGGGAAUCCGUCGGUACAAGAAACGAACGACACGCGGCCUGGAGAAAUCGAUCGCCUCGAGUUUUCAACAAGUUGUAAAUCGAGAAACCGCCAUUUGUACGGUUCGCGAAGAGCUAUGCGGUGAAGAAGUGUCGCGAGUGCGUGUCUCGCGGUCGGGACACGAAUCUAACGUGUUUUCUCAGUUUUCGUUUCUUUCUUUUGUUUUUUUUUUUUUCUUUUUUUAUUUCCUUCCAGAUAUAUUCUCGUUCUUCGUAUGAUCCACGAAGGAUUCGAUAAACCGUGUAUUCGUGACUCACGUCGUGAAGUAUCGAUCGAAUCGGCGAGUGAUUCGCGAAAAUAUUUUCGGAAGUUCCUUUCUUAAACGAACGGUUUCGCCGAGAGAUUCUCAAGUGAGUGAUUCGUGCCACCGUAGGUCUAUACUGCGACGUUUCAAGAUCGAGGAAUGGAUUCGUUCUUGUGUCAGAACAUUUUAAUCAGUCAAUAUAAUUGGAUAGGAUUUCAUAAUCGAUAUUAGGUUCGCGAAGACGAGGAAAAAAAGGGGAUUGUGAACUAGCAAGGACGACGACAAUGAGAAGUAAGAAGUGAAGGAUCACGAGGGUGAGAAAAGAGGAGAGUGCAAGCCUACUGCAUCGGUGGAGUGUUCGAGUCACAGGAAGUGCUCUGAAGAGAGAAAAAAAGAGAGAGAGAGAAAAAAGAGAGGGGGAGAGACAGAGAGAGAGAGAGAGACAGUAAGAGAGAGACAAAGAGAGAGAAAGAGACAGAGAGAUAGAGAGAGAGAGAGAGAGAGAGAGAGAGAGAGAGAAAAAAGGAGAUUGUUGAAAGAGUUGACUGACGAAAAGUGGUGGUGGGUGUUAGUGGGGUGAGAAGGGAGAGGGUGGAUUGGGUAGAAACUGGAGGGUAGUCUCGCAAAAGUGAAGGAAAAGUGAGAGGGCGAAGAGGGACGCGAAGAGUUAUUCCAUUUUCUUCUAUUCCUUCGCUCUAGUUGUGCUGGGAGUAAAAAAAAAGAAGAGAGAAAGAAAAAAGAUAGAAAAGAAGAAAGAAAGAAAGAAAGAAAGAUAACGAAAGAAAAUUCGAAAAGGCGAAGAAGUCGUGUCGGGGUCACGGACGACGACGCCGACGCGUUGGACCGACUACGUCGAGAUGCCACCAGAUGAGAUGGCCGUCUCCGUCGUUCUCUCGUUUCUUCUCACCCUUUUCCUCGUCCCUUGUCGCGCGAGGAUAACCAAUCAGGAGAUUGUGACAAUGACGGAUGUAGAAGCAGUGGCAGGUGGAAAUGCUAAGUUGCCAUGCGACGUGGAACCACCGGUCUCCGGGGACAAGCUACAUCUAGUUAUUUGGUACAAGGAGGAGUCAGACACACCUAUAUACAGUUUCGAUACGAGAGGACGAAGUACAUUGGAACAAGGAAAACAUUGGCAGGAUGUGAGUCUCGAAGGACGUGCCUCCUUCCGUCAUUCUGAGGAACCGGCUAAACUCACGCUGGAGAACGUUCGCGAGAGCGACGCGGCCGUUUACAGAUGCCGGGUUGAUUUUAAACAGUCACCUACAAGGAACAGCAAAGUCAAUUUUACGGUCAUCAUACCACCGGAACAACUUAGCAUAUUGGAUGAAGACGGAGGAUCUCAUAUUCCCCAUUACAUUCUUGGCCCGUACAGUGAAGGAGCAUCUCUCAAUAUUACCUGCGUCGCCGCCGGCGGUCGACCACCGCCACGAGUGACGUGGUGGCAGGAGAAUGCCCUCUUGGACGACACUUACGAGAGUGUAGGUACUAAAAGAGUACGAAAUGUUCUAAGACUGGAAAAACUUAGUCGUAAACAUUUGCAUACGAUUUUGACCUGUCAAGCAUCGAACAACAACAUGGUCGCACCGAUAUCCAGCUCGGUUACUCUCAACAUGAAUCUGAAGCCACUGUUGGUUCGUAUGCAAGGAGAAAACCGUCCAUUUAGUGCCGGUACCACGUACGAGAUAGGAUGCGAGGUUGUCGGGGCCAGGCCACCGCCGAAAAUCACCUGGUCCAAAGGGAGCAUAGCGCUUAGGACUACAAGACAAACGGUGAGUCCCGACGGCAAUACGACGACGAGCAUGCUAACGUUCGUGCCGAGCAUCGAAGACGCCGGAAAAUUUCUCUCCUGCAAGGCCAGCGUACCGGAUAUCACGGAUCCAGAAAUGGAAGACGGAUGGAAGCUCGACAUAUAUCACGAACCCGUGGUUACCCUAGAAUUGGGGAGCAAUCUGAACUCAAGCGCAAUCCGAGAAGGAAUCGACGUUUACUUCGAAUGCAACAUCAAGUCGAAUCCUUGGGUUUACAAGGUUUCCUGGCGGCAUAACGGCAAUCCACUGUACCACAACACGGCAACUGGCACGAUAAUAAGUAAUCAGAGCCUGGUGCUUCAGAGCGUGACACGUAGCAGAGCCGGCAUCUAUACCUGCAUCGGUAGUAAUCAAGAAGGCGAUGGUGAGAGCAAUCCUCUCAAUUUAGACAUCAAAUUUGCUCCGGUUUGCCACAUUGGACAGACGAAGGUAUUCGGUGUAGCUCGACAAGAGACCACGAAGAUCCCCUGCGAGCUUGAGGCUAACCCACCGGAAGUCUCGUUCACCUGGAAAUUCAAUAAUACGAUGGAAGCUGUCGACAUAGCCCAGGCACACGUCACAAGCGUUGGUACUCACUCGACAGCUUCCUAUACUCCCAUGACCGAAUUGGACUAUGGUACUUUACUUUGCUGGGGUAACAACGAUCAGGGCACUCAACUCGAGCCUUGCGUCUAUCAUAUCGUUCCAGCUGGUCGUCCCGACAUGCCACACAAUUGUUCGAUUCUAAAUCAAACCACAGAUUCAUUUUACAUCGAAUGCAUCGACGGUUUCGACGGCGGACUUCCUCAAAAAUUUACGAUUCGAAUAGAUCGAGAGAUAUCUUCAAGCGGUACUAAAUCGACAACUACAAUCUACAAUCAAACUAGCAAAGCUGCUUCCUUCGCUAUAACCAAUCUCGAGCCUGGCACCACCUAUGAAAUACAAAUUUAUGCGAGCAACACAAAGGGUAACAGCGAGAUCGUUCACUUUUCGGCCACAACCUUGAACCUGCCGGAGAGAAGAACAGCAGGUGAGAGGCUGGCUCGACCACCGUCCCCGGAGAAUUGCACGAUCAGAGAAGAGAGCAGAACAACGGUGAGGGUGAGCUGUGCGGAGAGCGAGUACUUCGAUGCGAACACGGCGACCUAUGUUCUUCAAGUCUACGAUGCCGACACGAGACAUCUCUUGGGUUCAGCGACUAGUUUGACGCCUAGCAUGCUCGAGGUGACAAAUCUACCAAUGGAAAGGAGCCAUGCAGGACUCGUUCUCUCUUUGAGGGUUAUGACGGCACAUGCUACCAGUGACGCUACCGUUCUACACAGCCCAAACUUUGUUCAGGAGGGUAAAACGCAGGAGCAUCAACGUUACCCAGCUUUGACUCCAGUGAUGCUGUCGUUGUCGGGUCCAUUGUUAGGUGCAGUAGUAGGUGCUACAGCUGGUCUUCUAUUAGUGAUAUUCGUGAUCGUUCUCGCUGUGAGAUUGCGUUAUCGACCUCGCCCACAGGAGGACAAGGAUUCCCAUGACGAUGGUGGUAUGGCGAAUCUCGCUGCUUCCGGUGGUACAACGACUUCGUCGCCACGAGACAAAUCAUCCGUCUUACCUCUAAGUGCUGACAGCAUUGAAAGUUUUGAAAAGGAUCCAGACAUAAUAUCUCAUACGAAUGAAAGUUCUUACGUGGAAAUGUGCAAAGGUACGUCGCCGCGUUACGUGAUACAACCAAAACGAGCUGACGCUUCUACAUUCACGAACAAUGGCUCGGAAUUGACGUAUGCCGAGUUAUCACUACGGAACAAUAGGCGAAUACCUCCAAAUUGCUAUCAGUCGGUACAGAUGUCGACCCUUCAGAGACCUCAAAUAUUACCAAUGUCAACUGUGAUACGAAGACAAGCGAUGCAACAAGAACCAACUAUCUACACCCAAAUAGCAGGACAUUCGAAAUCCAUUUACGUCCCACCACCACAUGCCUACAUGAAUCGAGGUAGCGACGAAUCGACGGUGGAAACUCCAUUAAUCGGACACGACAAUAAGAUCACAACGAUCAGCCAAUCAGGAAGCUCAAUAUGGCGAACCGAUACACCUCCUCCCAUUAACGCACCAACAACAUGAUUUCGUGCGAGCAUGCUUAUAACCUGGUAUCGAGCCCAAAAGUUUCUCAAUGUACCCAAAAAAAGGACACACAUCGAAUUACGUACGCGUUGAACGUUCGGCCGCGUUCUAAAAAUGAUUUUAGAAAAGUUUUAGACGCGCCUUAUAGAGACAAAAAGACUAUAUCGACGACGACGACGAACGAUGAAAGUAAUGGAAAAAGCUAGCACUAGAAAAUUUCUAUACUUAAUCACAGGAAUGAUUUCUCUUUUCUUUUCUUUUUUUCUUCUUUAUAUUUUUAUAAUUAUCGAAAUUAAGAAAAAAAAAAAAAGAGAAAUAGACGAAAAAAAAUAUGCGUCUAUUCAAUAAAAAAUAGACAAUAGUAUCUUCAAUAUGGACGCCGGACGCCAUUUUUACUAUUAAAAUUAUCCAACCACAAAUACAAUUUAAUUGCUUUCAAUACUAUCCUGAAACGAAAAAUUUAAUUCGAUAAGAAUUCAAAUACCACAAAAACAACUAGGAAAUUAAAUAUUAUUAUAAUAUUUAAUGUUAUUAUUUGUCCAAGUAUAUAUCGAAUUGAUUUUUUAGAAAAGAUUGAUUUAUUUAAAAAAGUAAAUCAUAGACGCGAAGUAUAAAAAUGAAUAUAACGAAAAAAUAUGCAUAUAUACAUAUACAUAUACAUAUACAUAUAUAUGUCUGUGUAUGUGUGUGUAUGUGUAUACAGUCAAUCAUUUUGAAACGAGCUUCUUUUUCCAGCCGUCCGUAUGUCGACAUGUCGUACGAAACGUCGAGAAUUUAAAGAAAAGAAACACGAGACGAUCGGUUUGAUUAAAAAGUAUGACUGAUUUCCUAUGUUGUUUCUUUCUCUUAUCGAUACAUACUAAAGAAAAAAAAAAAAAGAAAAAAUGAAAGAAAGAAAGAAAAAGACAAAAAAUAUAAAUAUAUAAAUCUAUUGAUGUUCAGAAAACAUAGAUUACAAACGAAUAAUUAAAAAUAAAGAUAAAAAGAAAAAGAAAAAAGAGAAAAAAAGAAGGAAAGGAAAAAAAGGAAAGCGAAUUUAAUUCAAAAUAAUCUAAUCGUAAACCAGAGGCGUAUCAAAUAUAGAGCAAAUAGGUUCUCUAGUGCUCUAGGAUGUGUCAAUACUAUGGUAGGGGGGAAAGAGAGGAGAUCCAAAAAAACUAAGAAAAAUAAUAUUUGUUGAAGAAAAUUAAUAUCGAGAAAGCUCGAUAAGAAAUAAAUUGGAAAGAAGCAAAGUCGUAAUAUUAUUCAGAAAAGAGAUAAGAAAUGAUUGGAAUAAUAUGAAUAUAUUGGAGGUGCUGAGUAAGGUAGGAGGGAAAUAAGGGAAUUGUCGCGACCUCCGCGUUAACACCUAGGCAUAGUUUACGUUACAUACGCCUCUGUCGUUAACGAAUAAUAUCUAAGAAGAACAAUAAUUUUUUAUUUCAUCGUCGUAAAUAUUCGAAAGAAAAAUUCGCAUUAAUAUCGUUGAAAGUAUUUUAUCGCGAAAUAUCUCUUUCGGUUUUUCAAAACGUUGCGAUAAAAUAAUUAAAAUCGAGUUUAAACAAAUCAAGGCUAAUCUUUCUUGUUGCUAUAAAUAUACAUAUACAUAUAUAUAUAUAUAUAUUAUUUAUUGUUAAAGGAGAAAAUAAAUUUAUGAAAGAAUUUGACUUCUCGAUAUUAGAUAUCGUUGAUUCGAGUCUUGACUUUCGAACAUUUCGAAUGCAAAAAAGAAUGCAUGUUUCUUCUUAUUUUUCUGCACCUCAAAUAAUUCGCCAUUAUGUGAUAUAAAGGAUACGCUCGUUAAAUGCCAUCAAAUAACAAUUUACAGAUAUAUCGAGUUAUAAUCGUGAAACGCCAAGACGAUGAAUGGUUAUAAAACCAUUAAAGUACUCAUCAAUUUCGUUGCAAUUUGCACAAUUUGUCAAGAAGACUGAAAAAUGAAAGAGAGAAAGAAAGAGAGGAGGAGAGAAAGAAUGAGAGAGAGAGAGAGGGAAAAGGAGGAAGAGAAAGAGAAAAAAGAAAGAGAAGGAAACAGAUAUACAAAAACAAAUCGACAAAUCGUGUAAGGAGUAUAAAAAUGAUUAAAUAAAUAAAUAAUUAAAUAAAAAGGAGAUGUGAACGAGCGUAACACGCGGAAUGUAUAUUACUCGUACGUGCCAUAAAGUAAUUAAUUAUUCGAAUGUGGUGUUACUCGAACAACUUUAGUGUUAUAUUGUACAUCUAAAUAGUAUAAAAUUUAGCGCAGUACGUGUUUAAAGCGACAGUUAUGAGCAUUCUCUCGUUUAUUGAAAGAUAUAUAGACGUAUGAAUGAUUACGUCGAUAUCGAUCGAAAAGAAUUGAUAUGUCGGUCGGGAAAAAAGAAAGGAAGAACAAAAAAUAAAUAAAUAAAUAAAGGAACAGUUUUAUUCGUACUUAAGAAAUUCAAAUAUUAUAUUUUUAGGAAGAGUCGUGUCGACGGUUACUUUUAACGCCGAGACUAAAGGACAAAAUAUCUCAGCGUGAAAGUAUAUGAAUACGACGCCUCUCGUCUCUCUAUUAAUACUUUUUAACCUUCUUUCAUUAUUAAAAACAAAAAAAAAACAAAAAAAAAAAAGCAAAAAGGAAGAAAAAAUAAAUAAAUAAAA